Centruroides sculpturatus (bark scorpion) is the source of this 1325-nucleotide messenger RNA. Its product is annotated as protein limb expression 1 homolog. Bases 56 to 943 code for a protein of 295 amino acids. Gene Ontology annotation, cellular component: cytoplasm. The record is from RefSeq and is a predicted model, not a curated record. The transcript is spliced from 4 exons. Gene Ontology annotation, biological process: autophagosome maturation. Lineage: Eukaryota; Metazoa; Arthropoda; Arachnida; Scorpiones; Buthidae.
UGGCAACGAGGCCACAUUUGACCCAAGGCAAGACGGGAAGUCUGUGCUGCUGGAGAUGCAGUCGACAGGAAUUUGGACUUCAGAUUCUCCCAUGACAUCGACAAUGGAGUUAUCGAAUCGUCAGACAUCCACAACGACAUUAUUAUUAUGGGCAUUUCAAGAUCUAUCGAAUAAUAAUAGUUACUCGUUAGCAUUAUACAGACAAUUAUGGAACAGAUUGAGAAAACAGAAAGUCAAUGUGGUGGAAGCGUUGCAAGAAUUUUGGCAGAUGAAAUUGGCCAGGGGUGCGGAACUGAAAAACGGUGCUCUUGUCAUAUACGAAUCCGUACCAUCGUCUAGUCCUCCAUAUGUCUGUUAUGUAACCCUUCCAGGUGGCAGUUGCUUUGGAUGUUUACAGAAUUGCCCAACUAAGGCCGAAGCGAGAAGAAGUGCUGCUAAGAUUGCUCUGAUGAAUUCGAUAUUUAAUGAGCAUCCAUCUAGGAAAAUCUCCGAUGAUGUAAUAGAAAAGGCGAUCGCAGAGGCACACGCAUCAUUUACUGGAGUAGGCAGCGGCACCGAUAGUGGCAUAGAUGCGUUCAGAUUCAUGUUAGAAGCCAAUAAGGGGAGAACCAUGUUGGAAUUCCAAGAGUUAAUGACGGUGUUUCAGUUGCUGCACUGGAACGGCAGUUUGAAGGCGAUGAGAGAACGACAAUGCUCUAGACAAGAGGUUAUUGCUCAUUAUUCUCAACGCGCACUCGACGAUGAUAUGAGAUCUCAGAUGGCUUUGGACUGGAUCGCCAGGGAACAAGAAACUCCGGGCAUCAUUGGAAGAGAAUUACUAAAUUCGGAACAUGAGUUAGAAAUGGCUCGCCUGGCGGGGAAAGAACUUAGGUUUCCUAAAGAAAAAAGGGACAUUUUAAUGUUGGCUUGUAAUCAAGUUACGACAAUUAAUGGCUUGAGUUAAUUAAUUUGGUUUCUGUACAGAAUGUUAUAUAAUUGGUCGAGUUUUUUUUUUUCAUUUUUUUAAUCAAACAGUCCCGAGUUUGUGAUUCACCAGUUGAUUUCUGGUGCUGCUUCGCUGAUACGUUUUUAGUCAUGUGAUAAGUUUAUCCUUCACGCUUUAUUGUUUAGGUAGCAUUUACUUCCGCGAAAUACAUGUUUAUUUAUACGCGCUUUUGUUUAUAUAAAAUUCUCAUUUUAUGUAUCCAGUUUGGUAUGUCCCCUUUCGAAAGUUUGAAGUGUCUUUUUUUGGCUUUGCGAAAGCUUGUUUUCAAUCGUCCAGAAGCAGAUUUUUUUUGUGAAUUUGUCUUAAUUGGUCAAAUAAAUUUUGAUAAUGAUUUUUUUAA